This is a messenger RNA of Huiozyma naganishii CBS 8797, 3171 nucleotides long. RefSeq lists its product as uncharacterized. Gene Ontology annotation, molecular function: aminoacyl-tRNA deacylase activity; ATP binding; valine-tRNA ligase activity. Bases 1 to 3171 code for a protein of 1056 amino acids. The transcript has a single exon. Gene Ontology annotation, cellular component: cytosol. The record is from RefSeq and is a predicted model, not a curated record. Gene Ontology annotation, biological process: valyl-tRNA aminoacylation. NCBI's taxonomy places the organism in Eukaryota, Fungi, Ascomycota, Saccharomycetes, Saccharomycetales, Saccharomycetaceae.
AUGAGUGAUCUGGACAAAUUGCCCCCCGUGGAUCCCGCAACUGGGGAGAUUAUCAUCAAUCCGUUGAAGGAGGAUGGUACCGCUAAGACGCCCAAGGAAAUUGAAAAAGAGAAGAAGAAGGCGGAGAAGUUGCUGAAAUUCGCCGCUAAGCAGGCCAAGAAAGCGACGAGCGACAGUGCCCCCAAGAAGGCCAAGAAGGUCAAGAAAGAGGUUGAGCCGAUUCCUGAAUUCGUCGACAGGACGACCCCCGGGGAGAAGAAAAUCUUGGUUUCGCUUGAGGACCCAGCUUUGAAAGCUUACAACCCUGCAAACGUCGAAAGUUCGUGGUACGACUGGUGGGUCAAGUCUGGUGCCUUUGAUCCUGAGUUCACUGCCGAUGGUAAGAUCAAGCCAGAGGGUGUUUUCACCAUCCCAGCCCCACCACCAAAUGUGACUGGUGCUCUCCACAUCGGACACGCCCUGACCAUAUCUAUCCAGGACUCUUUGAUCAGAUACAACAGAAUGAAGGGGAAGACCGUGCUGUUUUUGCCUGGGUUCGAUCAUGCCGGGAUUGCCACACAGUCUGUUGUCGAGAAGCAAAUCUGGGCCAACGAGAAGAAGACCAGACACGACUACGGGAGAGAAGCGUUCGUUGAGAAAGUGUGGGAAUGGAAGGAUGAGUACCACAACAGAAUCAAGAACCAAAUCAAAAAACUGGGUGCCUCGUACGAUUGGUCGCGUGAAGCGUUUACGUUGGACCCAAGCCUGACCAACGCUGUCGUGGAUGCGUUCGUUAAAUUACACGACGAGGGAACCAUCUAUCGUGCCAACAGACUUGUCAACUGGUCCGUCAAGUUGAACACUGCCAUCUCCAACCUGGAGGUCGAGAACAAGGAUGUCAAGGGCAGAACCCUGAUGAGCGUUCCAAACUACGACGAGAAGGUCGAAUUCGGUGUGUUGACGUCGCUUGCCUACCCAGUCAUCGACUCCGAUGAGAAAUUGAUCAUUGCCACCACUAGACCAGAAACAUUAUUUGGUGACACUGGUAUUGCCGUUCACCCAGAUGACGACCGUUACAAACAUUUACACGGCAAGUUUGUGCAACAUCCUUUCCUACCUAGAAAGAUCCCAAUCGUCACCGACAAGGAGGCCGUUGACAUGGAGUUUGGUACUGGUGCAGUCAAGAUCACCCCUGCGCACGACCAGAACGAUUACAACACUGGGAAGCGCCACAACCUGGAAUUCAUCAACAUCCUCACCGAUGACGGGUUCCUGAACGAAAACUGUGGUCCAGAAUGGGAAGGUAUGAAGAGAUUUGACGCCAGAAAGAGAGUCAUUGAACAACUCAAGGAAAAGGGAUUGUACGUCGGCCAAGAGGACAACGAAAUGACCAUCCCUACCUGUUCCAGAUCCGGUGACGUCAUCGAACCCUUGCUGAAACCGCAAUGGUGGGUUGCCCAGGGAGACAUGGCCAAGGAUGCCAUUGCCGCAGUCAAGGAGGGCAAAAUCACGAUUACGCCUAAAUCAUCUGAAGCAGAGUACUUCCAUUGGUUGGGGAACAUUCAAGAUUGGUGUAUUUCGAGACAGUUGUGGUGGGGUCACCGUUGCCCAGUCUACUUCAUCAACGUAGAGGGUCAUGAAAAUGACAGAUGUGACGGCGAAUUCUGGGUUGCUGGUAGAAACAUCGAGGAGGCGCAAGAAAAAGCUGCUGCCAAGUUCCCUGAUGCCAAAUUCACUUUGGAGCAGGACGAAGACGUUCUAGACACCUGGUUCUCCUCCGGGUUAUGGCCAUUCUCCACAUUGGGCUGGCCCGAAAAGACCACCGACAUGGCCAACUUCUACCCCUUCUCGAUGUUGGAGACCGGGUGGGAUAUCCUGUUCUUCUGGGUUAGCAGAAUGAUUCUGCUAGGUAUCAAAUUGACUGGUUCCAUUCCAUUCAAAGAAGUGUUCUGUCACUCGUUGGUGCGUGAUGCCCAGGGCCGUAAGAUGUCCAAGUCUCUCGGUAAUGUCGUCGAUCCAUUGGACGUUAUUGCAGGUAUCAAGUUGGACGACUUGCACGCUAAGUUGCUCGGCGGUAACCUGGACCCAAGAGAAGUCGAAAAGGCAAAACUCGGCCAAAAAGAAUCUUAUCCAAACGGUAUCCCUCAAUGUGGUACCGACGCGAUGAGAUUUGCGCUUUGUGCUUACACCACUGGUGGUCGUGAUAUUAACCUAGACAUUCUACGUGUCGAAGGUUACAGAAAGUUUUGUAACAAAAUCUAUCAAGCAACCAAGUUUGCUCUGCUGAGGUUAGGCGACGAUUACAAACCAGCGGACAAGGAAGGUUUGACGGGCAACGAGUCCCUAGUUGAAAAGUGGAUUCUGCACAAAUUAACAGAAACUGCAAAGAACGUCAACGAGGCACUUGAUAAGCGUGACUUCUUGAACUCUACCAGUGCCAUUUACGAAUUCUGGUACUUGGUCUGUGACGUCUUCAUUGAGAACUCCAAGUAUCUGAUCCAAGAAGGUACCGCCACUGAGCAAAAAUCCGCCAAGGACACUCUGUACAUUUUGUUGGACAACUGUUUGAGGUUGAUCCACCCAUUCAUGCCCUACAUCUCUGAGGAAAUGUGGCAACGUCUACCAAAGCGUUCCACGGAGCAUGCCCAAACCAUUGUCAAGGCUUCUUACCCAGUUUACAACAAGGGCUUUGACAACGCGGAAGCUGCAAACGCCUAUGAGCUCGUUCUAAACGUCACAAAGGAGGCGCGUUCUUUGCUAGCCGAGUACGGUAUCUUGAAGAACGGAAAAGUGUUUGUCGAAUCCGCUCACAAGGCGUCGUACGACACUGCCGCCUCACAAAAGGACUCGAUUGUUUCCCUUAUUAAGGCAAUCGAUGAAGUUACCGUGGUAUCCUCCGCUGCGGAGAUCCCAGAGGGCUGUGUUCUAAAGGCUGUCAACCCAGAUGUGAACGUCCAUCUACUGGUGAAGGGCCACGUAGACAUCGACGCGGAGAUCGCCAAGGCGCAGAAGAAGCUAGAGAAGGCCGCCAAGUCCAAAGAAGGUAUCGAAAAGACGAUCAACAGCAAGGACUACGAGUCGAAGGCUAACGAAAAGGCAAAGGACGCCAACAAGGUCAAGCUAGAGAAUUCCGUCGCGGAGAUCGAGGGUCUGGAAGCCACCAUCGAAAACUUGAAACGCUUGAAUCUGUAA